GUACCCAGCUCUGGGGUAGCGCCAGAGUCCAGGGAGCUCCCUGGCCGCAGGACUCGCUGGGCUGGUUGUUCUCCAGGGUUCCUAUGGCUGCUCAGUUGCCGCUGGAACCUGCGCAGCCCCUGUCUUGGCAGGGUAGUGUCACCUUUGAAGAUGUGGCUGUGUACUUCUCUUGGGAGGAGUGGGAUCUUCUUGAUGAGGCCCAGAGACACCUGUACCUUGAUGUGAUGCUGGAGAACUUGGCACUCAUGUCCUCUCUGGGUUAUUCAUGUGGAGUGGAAGAUGAGGUGGCACCUUCUAGGUUGGGCUUUUCUGUGGAAUCGCCACAGAUUGGGACUCCAAAAGAGGAGUCAUCAUCCCAAAAUGACUGUGCUUGUGAAAUUUGUGGCCUGGUUUUGAGGGAUAUUCUGCUCUUGGCUCAGCACCAUGGAACACACUGUGGGAAAAAACCAUAUUCCUGUGGGAAACAAUUCUACUUCACUGAUAAUCUUACCCAGCACCAAAGGCAGCAUGUUAAAGAGGCACUCUUUGGAAGCUCUGGGGACAGAACCUCAUUUAUAAAGAGCUGCAUGGCCCGUGUGUCAGGGAAGCCUUUUACUUGGAAGAGCGUUAGGAGGGGCUUCCUGACCAGUGUGGGAUUUCCCUGUCCACAAGUCACUCACGGGGAGAAGAAAUCAAGUAACUGCCAGGUGGCCUUUCACAGUGGGAAGAAUCAUAACUGGGGAGAAUGCAAAAAAACCUUUAACCAAACAAACAUACUGGUUCCAGACCAGAGAAGCCUCACCAGGAAAAGGCUUUUUGAGUGCAGCAAGUGUGGGAAAGCCUGUACACGAAGAUGUAAUUUGAUUCAGCACCAGAAGGUCCACAGUGAAGACAGGCCUUAUGAAUGCAGUGAGUGUGGAAAAUUCUUUACCUAUCACUCCAGCUUCAUUAUCCAUCAGAGAGUUCACACUGGAGAAAGGCCUUAUGAGUGUGAUCAAUGUGGGAAAUCCUUCAGUCAGAUCUAUAGUCUCAACAGCCAUAGGAAAGUUCACACUGGAGAAAGGCCUUAUGAGUGUGGAAAAUGUGGGAAAUUUUUUAGCCAAAGGUCCAACCUCAUUCAACACCAGAGAGUUCACACUGGAGAAAGGCCUUAUGAGUGCAGCGAGUGUGGGAAAUCUUUUAGCCAAAACUUUAGCCUCAUUUACCACCAGAGAGUGCACACUGGAGAGAGGCCUCAUGAGUGCUGUGAGUGUGGGAAAUCCUUUAGCCGAAGUUCUAGCCUCAUUCACCACCGAAGACUUCACACUGGAGAGAGGCCUUAUGAGUGCAGUAAGUGCGGGAAAUCUUUCAAGCAAAGCUCCAGUUUCAGCUCACACCGGAAAGUCCACACAGGGGAAAGGCCUUAUGUAUGUGGAGAAUGUGGGAAAACUUUUAGCCAUAGCUCUAACCUUAGAAACCACCAGAGAGUUCACACUGGGGAAAGGCCUAUUAGGUGCAAAGAAUGUGGAAAAUCCUUCAGCUGCAAGUCUAACCUCAUUAAGCACCUGAGAGUGCACACUGGAGAAAGGCCUUAUGAGUGCAGUGAAUGUGGGAAGUCCUUUAGCCAAAGUUCUAGCCUCAUUCUACACCAGCGAAUUCACACUGGAAAAAGACCUUAUCGUUGUAGUAAAUGUGAGAAAUCCUUCAGCUCCAAAUCUAUCCUUACUCAGCACCAGAGAGUUCACACUUAGCUGUGUAUGGAACACACACAUUCCUCAUACUAUUAAUACGCUGGAUCACCACCUCAGAGAGCCAUCCGUCUGACUUGAGCCCUCAGGAUCUGAAGCCACAUGAUGGGGAGAAUUCCCUUUAUUUCCAGAGCCAUAGAAGCUUAAAAUAGCUUGUUUAACUUUCUAACAUACAAAGGCUUUUCCAUUUGUCACUGUUUUGAGACAGGGAAUUUCACUUCUACACUUGCAAGUCUACACACCACGCCAGUCCCUACUCCAGCAUGUACAGAGGAGCUGGCCUCUGCUUCCCUUUUGUGGGAUGAAAUCUUGACAAGUCUGAGUUCUCAUUCUUGUUCUUCUGCAAGUUAGGACAUGAACUUGAUCCAGGUAGUACUGAUUAUCCGGAUAAGUGUAUUUGGGCAGCUUGUCACAAAGAGCUCUUUUAACACUAUUUUUUCUAGCCUCUAUCACCAACAUGGAAACUACCUGCUUAUAUUGUUUUAAUUUUUAUAAUAAAGUCUUCAUUAUUUAUUUCAAUCUUGGAAUUCUGGUCACUGUGAGAUGCCUUCAGAACAGUAAAAAACUUGUGGGUGUGUGUGUGGUGCAGUUCAGAUAAGUUGGUACCUCAGACAGGAGGAAGAAUGUGAAAAUGUAGCUGUCUUCCCUGGUUUGGCCCCUGGGCUUUGGAAGUUAUGGAUUGAGUGCCAGGACCUUUCGCGGGCUCAGGACAGCUUCAGCAGGCGGAAAGUUGUAACCCCCGGUGUUCCUUGAAACAGAACAAAUUACUUGUAGACAUUUUUUCCUUUUUUUUUACUGUUUGUUGCUUACAGAAGAUACAUAUAGUGUCCAGCACCUUAGAAACCAGGUCUGCCCUAAGUUCUACACAAGCGUCCAGAACCCUGAGGCCCAUAAUUUAUUAGCCUUCUCUCGCUAUUAUUAGAGGGACCAGAGAGACUCAUAAUAGGUUCAGAAACUCUAGAUUAAAAGGGAGCGAUGGAGACAGCAGUGAAGUACCUGCAAUUUGUUUUUUGUAGAAUGUUCUAGUAAUUGUGGUAUGUGUACAGAAAUUCUCAUGAUAUCCAGGGAUGUGUAUUUGCUCGAUACCUGAAGUUAUUAUCAGGAAGAGAAAUAAAAUAGGCUGGAAGUCUCAUGUAUUCCAGUAUACUUUUUGGCAUGUUCCCUUUUACAGGCCAAGAA
Messenger RNA from Octodon degus (degu), 2885 nucleotides. RefSeq names its product zinc finger protein 211. The record is from RefSeq and is a predicted model, not a curated record. The transcript has 3 exons. Gene Ontology annotation, molecular function: RNA polymerase II cis-regulatory region sequence-specific DNA binding; DNA-binding transcription activator activity, RNA polymerase II-specific. Bases 84 to 1709 code for a protein of 541 amino acids. Gene Ontology annotation, cellular component: nucleus. NCBI's taxonomy places the organism in Eukaryota, Metazoa, Chordata, Mammalia, Rodentia, Octodontidae. Gene Ontology annotation, biological process: regulation of transcription by RNA polymerase II.